AUGAACAGGCCACGCAAUCGUCAGCCUCGACCCUCUGGACAAAACCAGCCCCGAGGCCGGGGCCGGGGAGGGAGAUCCUCAAACUCGGGUCGACGGGCACCUGGGACACCGCAGCAAGCAGCUGGGACUGUACCAACGUCUAGACAGGUGGUGCCUGGUGCCGCAGUUUUUAUCAUUCUAAAAGAAGACCAGCCGACAGGCCGGGAAACACAAGGAGUUGUUCAAGAUGUCCUCACAUCGGGAGAUCAUCCUCGCGGCAUUAAAGUCAGAUUACGGAACGGCCAAAUAGGUAGAGUGCAAAGGCUUGAUGACGGGUCUUCUGAGCCGUCAAAUGGGGGGACAACGUGGGCUCCGAGCCCUUCAAAUGUGUCGAGUUCAAGAUUCAGCAGCCGAUAUACGGACAUCAGAAAUGAUGAAGACUUUGAGUAUUUGGAGGGGCCGCCGCCGAGAAAUCUGGCAGACUUUAUGCCGGAUUUAGAUCCGCCAACAACCAGCACAUCUUCUAGUGAAGCCGGAGGUGCUCGCUUAGAUGAAAGCACUGUUGUUUGCCCGAUGUGUGAGGCGUUUGAAGGAGACGAAGCUGCGGUUACGCACCACCUGGAUCGAGAACACCUUGGAUGA
Molecule: messenger RNA, 621 nt
Organism: Trichoderma breve
Lineage: Eukaryota; Fungi; Ascomycota; Sordariomycetes; Hypocreales; Hypocreaceae
Exons: 1
Coding region: 1-621 (206 amino acids)
Source: RefSeq, a predicted model, not a curated record